CAAGCUGCAUAUACAUUGUGACGAAAAGAGUCGUAUUUAGCCUUUUCGUGCAGCUGUUAUUGUUUGGGAAAACGGAAUUACAAAUAUCAUGAUCCUUUUUUAACAACAGCUCAGCUUUUUUUUCUCUCCUAACCCUCUUUUCUUCCUUUACACACACAGACACACACACAAAGACACACACGAAUGGCGCAUUCAACAGAAGAUCAAUUCAACGUACAAUGGGACGUACUGCAAGCUUCAGAUAAUGCUUUGCUUGACCCUUUAAAUGAUGUCAGUCAUGAACCAGCUGUCUUGAACUCACAUAAUUAUUUUGCCGAAUCCUUUCAUGAAGACAUUGAUAUAUCUGAUAAAGUCUCAGGUUUUAGUAACGAUGCCAGUCAACACGAGAGUAUGACGAGUAGUACCAGUAGUCUUCAGUCCGAGAUACAAGUGGUGGUCACUGCACCCAGAAAAGAAACAGAGGGACAAGGAUCUUUUAUAUCCUAUCUGGUGGAGUCCCAAAACAGAAAGUCGCGGAGACGGUUUCAAGAUUUUGUUUGGCUUCAUAAUGUACUUUAUACACACUUUCCUGCAUGUUUUGUCCCUCCGUUGCCUGAUAAACACCGUUUAGAAUACGUAAAAGGGGAUCGCUUCAGCUCGGAUUUUAUUGAAAAGAGAAGAAUCAGUCUUGAAAGAUUUGUUCAACGGAUCGCAAGACAUCCUAUACUUGGAAAAGCAGACUUUUUCAUCAUGUUUCUCCAAUCUCCCGACUUUAAUGAUGCUUCAGCGAGAGCUUUACGUGAAGGACAAGAGACUGUGAUUGACACCAUUGGAGAUUCUUUACUCAAUGCGUUCUCAAAGAUACGCAAACCCGAUCAAAAGUUUAUUGAUAUGAAGGAACACAACCAUUUGAUGCAGGAUAAUCUUGACAUGUUACAAAAGACACUCGCCAGAACACAGAAACGCUCAGAGGAUCUAUGUCAUGAUUAUGAAGAUUUUACAAAGAGUGUGCGUGGAUUAGCCGAUAUAGAGCCUUCUUACAAGUCGGAUCUAACCUCAUUUGCUCAAGGCCUUGAACGAUACACACAAAACCUCAAAGGAAUCCAUGCUCAUGACGAUGAAUGGCUGAUUGAGGUGCAGGACUACAUGGCGUAUUAUCAUGCAGUAACUGAUGUUUUGAAACUCAGAGAUCAAAAACAGCUCGAUUUUGAAGAACUCUCGGAUUAUUUACAAGCAACCACACAGGACCGAGAGAAAAUAGACAGCGGUGUGGCCAGUUACAUCACUGCAAAGUUAAAUGAAAUUAGAGGCGCUGACCCGGAUAGAAUUAAGAGAGAAAAAUCCGUCAAAUUAGAGGAGCGAACAAGAGAAUUAAAAGAGGCCAUUGAUCAAACGCUUCAAAUCUCUACUGCCUUUUCAGAUCAGGUCAAAAAAGAAGAUGCACUUUUCAACAAGAAUAAAGCUAUAGAAAUGCAUGAUGUUCUUAAAUCUUAUACCGAAGCAAAAGUCAAUUUUUAUCAAGAUAGUGCUAAUGUUUGGAAAGAUGUCGUUCAAGCACUUGAGGAUGGUAACCAGAACGACUUUUUAAAGUAAAAUACUCUAUCUUAUACCGUUUUUUUGAGUUGGGCUAAAUGGGCAGCAAUUUGUCCACCAAUCUUUGCAUUGUUUUUAACAAGCGCAAUAUCUGCAUAUAAAAAAUAAAUUGAUCAGUAUUACUGCUUUUUUUGCAUAUAAAGUUUU
Mucor mucedo is the source of this 1719-nucleotide messenger RNA. RefSeq lists its product as uncharacterized. The record is from RefSeq and is a predicted model, not a curated record. Gene Ontology annotation, molecular function: phosphatidylinositol binding. The coding region runs from base 184 to 1572 and encodes 462 amino acids. The transcript has 6 exons. NCBI's taxonomy places the organism in Eukaryota, Fungi, Mucoromycota, Mucoromycetes, Mucorales, Mucoraceae.